UCAUCCAGUCGCUUGUGGGAGGUUUAGAUUAGGCGUCAUUCUUGAUCAAAAUUGGAGUGGUUUUCUGCUCCUGGCACGCUCGCGCAUUUUUUUUCAUCACAUGCAAACUUUUGUUAAGACUCUGUUUCUCUUGCGUCUUGGAGAAAAGUGCUGCAACAGAGGGCCUAGGUUCUAAGGAGCAAAAACACUUGAUGUACGUAGUUGCUCGGCGAACUCCAAGGCCAUCGCGGUCAUUGCGCAAAUAUGUUUUGAUAUCGGGGCUUGUUGUAUCGUUUAGGUUUUCAUUUUGGGACUCGGGUAUAGGUCUUUCGGUUCAAGUUGGUUUCUUGCCAACUUGGCUCUUUUUUACUUCCGGGUCUUGGGUGGCUAGCUUUGUGCCGGUUCGUCCCGGAUCCAUUUAAUCUUUGUCUAUCGAUUCGCAGAUUAAUUUCUGAAUUAAUCUCUUGUACUCUACUUUAAUUAUUCCCCCUCGAUCGCUUUCACUUAGGCUUCAUCCCCACUUGCUCCACUAAUCACUACUAUAUAUCAUUCUUCCCUCUAUAUAUUCCUUCUUUCUCUUCUUCAAUUUUCCCCACCCUUUGCAACCACCUUGAUCACUAUCUUUCCAGUUUUGUCAACUCUCUCUCUCUCUCAAUGGCGAGUAACCUUAAGGUUUGGUUAAUGGUGUCAUUCAUAUUAUUGCCAUUGGUUUUUGGUGUGCCACAAGUGCCUUGUUUAUUUAUCUUGGGAGACUCAUUGUUUGAUAAUGGAAAUAAUAACGACCUUGUAACCGAGGCAAAAGCCAAUUACCCACCUUAUGGCAUAGAUUUCCCCCAAGGGCCUACCGGAAGGUUUUCUAACGGCAAAAACAUGGCGGAUUUUAUCGCUGAAUUUCUAGGGUUUGGCAAGCCUAUUCCACCAUUUGCAAGUACUACUGCAACAGAUGAUCAGGAGAUACUCAUGGGCGUAAAUUACGCAUCUGGUGCAGCUGGGAUUCGCGACGAAACCGGACACCAACUGGGGGAUCGUAUUAGCCUGAAAAGACAGCUGUUAAAUCACCAAACUAUUGUAUCGCGCAUUGCCUUUGGACUUGGAAGUAAAGAAGCAGCUGCAGAUUACCUGAGCAAGUGCAUAUAUCUGGUUAAUAUUGGUAGUAACGAUUACAUAAACAACUACCUAAUGCCACAAAAUUACGCUACAAGUGCGUUGUAUAGCCCAGAUCAAUAUGCCGAUGUUCUUAACCAACAAUACUCGAAACUGUUGAAGAUUUUGUAUAACGAAGGCGCAAGAAAGAUAGCUCUGUUCGGACUCGGUUUGAUCGGUUGCAUUCCGGCUGAAAUAGCUAAUUAUGGUGCCAAUGGAUGCGUGGACACGGUUAAUAAGGAUGUGCAGCUCUUUAACAAUGGGCUUGACUCGCUGGUGAAUGAUCUUAAUCACGACCUUGCGGAUGCCCAAUUUAUCUACAUCAAUGUGACUGAAAUUUCAUCCGGCGAUCCGUCUGUUUUUGGUAUAACAGUUACAAAUGCUCCUUGUUGUAUUGUUUCGACAACCAUAGCGAAGGGACAAUGCGCUCCGAACCUAGUUCCAUGCGAUAACCGUAGUAAGUAUGCGUUCUACGAUGGAUUUCAUCCGACUCAAAGCGCGGGUGAACUCCUAGCUGCAGGAGCAUAUACUUAUCUACCUCCAUUGAUAUUAUAAACUUUCUAGCUUAACACUAUGAAGGGGCCUUAUUCAUAAUAAUCCUCUGUUUUUAGGAUGAAAGAUGUAAUAAUCACAAUUAUUACAUGCUUCAGUUGUUGUUGUACUAAUGAAUAUAACAUUGGCUAAAACAUUGCCUGGUUUCGAAUAAAAGGUCCAUAUGCUUCUACAAGAGA
This is a messenger RNA of Rhododendron vialii, 1853 nucleotides long. Its product is annotated as GDSL esterase/lipase At1g29670-like. Gene Ontology annotation, molecular function: hydrolase activity, acting on ester bonds. The record is from RefSeq and is a predicted model, not a curated record. Bases 634 to 1677 code for a protein of 347 amino acids. The transcript has 5 exons. Lineage: Eukaryota; Viridiplantae; Streptophyta; Magnoliopsida; Ericales; Ericaceae.